AUGUUGCUCAGUUGUAUUUUUAAAGCCAACGAGGCAAUAGCUGAAGAUUGGUCUCCGACAAUGAAGCCUCAACAGUUCAUAGUUUUAGCUCUGCUCACUGUUUUUAGCUGCAAUGUGAGUGGAGAUUACUAUACAUCCGUCAUAAGUCUAUUCGAUCUGCUGGAGUUAGAAAUGAAAGCGAUUACAUAUCUGGAAGCAUAUAUGGAGAAAAUGGAGGCAAUUAGUCGACAAGUCAAUGAAACACUAAAUGAGUUGGAGCAGGUUUCGCAAGAGGCUGAAGAUGACUUCUAUGAACACUACUCCAAUCCACUGAAUGCGUAUAAGAUUAUUCGUCGCUUUGUGAUCGAUUGGCAGAACUUAAACAAGACUGUGCUUGCGGAGCAACCCGCACUAGAAUAUAUUGCAAAUAUCACUGCACUGGAAAAGAAGGACGGUUUUAAGCUUCCCACCGAUGAAGAUUUGUUGGGUGCCAGCAAAGGUUUGGCGCGUUUACAGCGCACCUACCAGCAAGAAACCAUUGAUGUGGCUGCGGGCGACCUAAUGGAAAUGAACUUGUCUUCUAAUUUUACGGCGAGCGAGUGCUUUUGGCUAGGCCGCAACUUGUAUUCAGCAGGAGAGCUAAAGUACGCAGCCGAGUGGCUUAUACAGGCGCGCAUACGUUUGGCCGAGGAAAUACAAGAGUCUUAUGAACCGCAGGAGUUUAUAGGACAGAUCAGCGACGUGCAGAUACUGGAGCAGCUGUCGAUUACCAUGUUUUACUUAGGUAAGAGCAAGCUGGCUUUGCUUUUCAAUGAAGAACUCUUGGCUCAAGAUCCCAACAAUGUGCAUGGUUUGCGCAAUAGGUCGAUCUACUCUAAUAAGGCACUUGAGGAGCGUUAUGCCAUCUCAAAUGAGGACGAGUCUAAAAAAUAUCUGCGGCGCACCGAACUCGACGUGCUCUUCGACAAGACAUGCAAUGGUGAGCUGCAACAAACACCGCGCGAAAAACGUCGUCUACGCUGCCGUUAUGUGCACAACAAUGUGCCCUUCCGUUUUAUAGCGCCCUUCAAGAAGGAGGAGCUGAACCUCGAUCCAUCAAUUGCAUACUACCAUGAAAGCAUAUUUGAGAAAGAAAUCGAACGAAUAUUAAAUGCAACCGAAGACUAUGUGGAGCGAUCAAUGGUCGGCGAUCUAGAAAACUCAACUUACUCUGACGUGCGUACAAGUCAAAAUACUUGGCUCGAUUUUAAGGUACACCCAUUUUUGAAUAACAUCGCGCAACGCUUAAGAGAUGCAACGGGUCUGUCUUUGGAAUCCGGCGAGCAUUUACAAGUAGCCAAUUAUGGCAUAGGAGGUCAUUACGGCGCUCACUAUGACUUCUCGGAGAUGUUAGAAACAGAUGAGUAUGGGGGUCAAGGAAAUCGCAUAGCAACCGCAUUAUUUUAUAUCAACGAUGUGGAACUGGGUGGUGCCACCGCCUUCCCCUAUCUGCGCUUAACUGCGCCCCCCGUUAGGGGCAGCAUGAUCGUUUGGUACAAUUUACACAAGUCGCUGGAACUGGAUUAUCGCACGAAACAUGGCGGUUGUCCGGUGUUGGUGGGCUCAAAGUGGAUCUGCAACGAGUGGUUCCACGCAACUGGACAGGAGUUUCUCCGGCCUUGCGGUAAAAAGAAGGAUGGUCAUAAAUCGAUACAAUGGAAGGAUUUGUACAGAAACGAAGAGCUGAGCAUAGCAUAA
Molecule: messenger RNA, 1716 nt
Organism: Bactrocera neohumeralis
Lineage: Eukaryota; Metazoa; Arthropoda; Insecta; Diptera; Tephritidae
Product: prolyl 4-hydroxylase subunit alpha-2-like
Exons: 9
Coding region: 1-1716 (571 amino acids)
Biological process (GO): peptidyl-proline hydroxylation to 4-hydroxy-L-proline
Cellular component (GO): endoplasmic reticulum
Molecular function (GO): procollagen-proline 4-dioxygenase activity; protein binding; L-ascorbic acid binding
Source: RefSeq, a predicted model, not a curated record